Propithecus coquereli (Coquerel's sifaka) is the source of this 510-nucleotide messenger RNA. RefSeq lists its product as uncharacterized. The record is from RefSeq and is a predicted model, not a curated record. NCBI's taxonomy places the organism in Eukaryota, Metazoa, Chordata, Mammalia, Primates, Indriidae.
AUGUGGGCUCAUGUCAUGGGACCAGGGGGCGGGGCGGCGGUUGGGGGUGUCCCUGGCUGGGUCCUCAGUGAAGGUUGCACUUCGCAGCUGUGGCCUGUGGCUGCAGAGGCUGCAGCGGGCAAGGGCUCGUCCAAGGUCAGCCAGGCUGUCAGGGCCUGGGCUGGAUCCCCCUCCCCUGAUGCCCCAGGACUCCUGGCUCACUUCCCGGAUGUCGCCAGCCCCUGCUCCCCUUUGGGGUGGCGCCAACAGGCCUGGGGGACUCUUGGUGUCCCCACAGAGCCUAGGCCAGGCUGGGCCCUCUACAGGUGCAUGCCCAAUGCCAGGGGUGUUACUGUGGCUCUGGGGAGGCCCUGCCCAAGGACCCCACCCCAGGGGCUGGCUUCCCCAACUUGCACCCUGAGCACCAGAGCCUUGGUGGGCAGGAGUGUCUCCCACUUGUCCCCCACCCCUGUCUGUUGGAAACAAACAGAUGUCAAAGCUGUGGUGACGCUGCCGUGGCCUGGGCAGUGA